Amphibalanus amphitrite is the source of this 5071-nucleotide messenger RNA. Its product is annotated as retinoblastoma-like protein 1. Gene Ontology annotation, biological process: negative regulation of G1/S transition of mitotic cell cycle; cell differentiation; regulation of transcription by RNA polymerase II. NCBI's taxonomy places the organism in Eukaryota, Metazoa, Arthropoda, Thecostraca, Balanomorpha, Balanidae. The transcript is spliced from 19 exons. The record is from RefSeq and is a predicted model, not a curated record. Gene Ontology annotation, molecular function: RNA polymerase II transcription regulatory region sequence-specific DNA binding. The coding region runs from base 137 to 3754 and encodes 1205 amino acids. Gene Ontology annotation, cellular component: transcription regulator complex; chromatin; nucleus.
CCGGCCCGCCCCAGCACUUUAUCGUAACAGUGAAACACCCACGGUCGGGCAGACGGCCUGCGGGGCGAGCGACCCGUAGGAAGCAGCAUAGUUAUAACCUUAUUUUUAUGGUUGUUUGAUCUCAUUAGUGGCAGUCAUGCCAUUGCCCACUCCACAUCCUGUUUUAUCAACUGCAAACAUGAACGCUGUCGACGAGAAGAGUGACCAGGUCCAUGGGCAAUUCACUGAAAUGUGCUAUGAUCUCAACAUGGAUAAGAUGACAGCAAGAGAAGCCUGGAACAGCUAUUGCCAAGUGAAGCAAAACUACACUCUAGAGGGUAACAAGCUGCACUGGCUGGCGUGCUCGCUAUACGUCUCGUGCCGGAAGGGUUCCGUGCCCUCUGUCGGUGGUCACCAGGCGGCGCCCAUGCAGGGAAACUUCAUCAGCCUCACUCGGCUUCUGCGCUUCUCAAAGUUCAGUUUACUCGAGUUUUUCGACAAGUCCAAGAAGUGGGCGGAGAUGUGCAAUCUGCCGCAGCCGUUCCACCGUAACCUGGACGCCCUGGAGCGCAACUUUGCCGUCUCGACAUUUUUAUUCAACAACUACUUUGAGCCCAUGUUUAAGAGCAUCUACACAGACCCCGCGGAUGACCCUCCGAGGCCGCCAAAGUCCAGAAAACAGAGGCGGAGCGCGUGCACGGCCAGCGACCUAUUCCAGUUCACCUGGUCGCUGUUUGUGCUGGUCAAGUCGACCAUCCCGUCUGUGUCGUCCGACCUGGUCAGCACGUACCACCUGCUGCUGGCCUGCGUCGACUACAUGUUCGGUGUGACGGUGGCGGCCGACCGGCGGGAUCUGCUCAACAGGCAGUCGCCCGCGCUGCCGGCCAACUUCAACUCUCGCGACUACGAGCCGCCGGCGGUGGUGCCCUCCAUUCUGGAGUACCUGUGCAACCAGUUCGACGGGCUCAUCGUGGAGGCCAAGGCGAUCCGGCAGCACGUCUGGAAGGACAAGAUCGCACAGCUCUUCUCCAGCAAUGCGCUGUGGGGCGACGCCAACACCCUGCACGGCAUCCUCUCCCUGGAGACGUUCGAUGCCAACUGGAAGAGCGUCAACAAGCGCUACGAGGAGUACCUGCUGACCUGCGGCAACUUCGACGAGCGGACGUUCUUAGGCGAGCAGGCCUGUCAGGAGAUUGGCACGCCGAGCAAGGCCAACAACUACAGCGUCACUGCUGGAGACCUGGCGGAGCGGAUGCACGUGCGGCGCAGCCUGAUGCUGUCGCAGGGCGCCCAGAGUCAGUCGGUGCUGAUGCCGGCCACUCCACUGACGGGACGGAGUUACCUGCGGCCCGUGGACGCAGCGCCGUCCCACCCGGCCGCCACGCCCAUCACCGCGUCCAUGUACAGCGUCAGUCGGCUGCAGGCGCUGCUGGACGGCCGGGGGCCGCAGCCGAGCGCCCAGCUGGCCGCCCUGCUCAGCGGGUGCACGCCGGACCCGACCGAGACGAUCGCCACUCUUGUGUCGGAGUUUCGGAGCGAGUUCGCCGCCGCCUGCGCGCGCACCAUGGCCGAGGACGAGGCUGUCGAGCUGGUCGAGCGACGCUUCAGCAUGGCCGCCACCUUCUACUACAAGAUGCUGGAGAACGUGGUCACCUCCGAGCGACAGAAGAGGCCCGACGUCAACCUGCUGGUGCUGCUGGAACAGACGGUGUUCCACCGGUGUCUGCUCGCCUGCAGUCUGGAGAUCGUCCUCUUCAGCUACAGCACGGCCACCCUCGAGUUCCCCUGGCUCAUCGAGGCGCUCGGCAUCGAGCCUUAUGACUUCUACAAGUUACUGGAGAUCAUCAUACGGGAGGAGCAGGGCCUCUGCCGGGACGUGGUCAAACACCUCAACAAGGUGGAGGAGCUGGUACUCGACUCGAUGGCGUGGCGGCGCUGCUCGCGACUCUGGGCCGUCAUCGACGCGGCGUCCGGCAACAUCCCCAGCAGCGAGACGGUGGCGCCCCACCUACAGGAGGCGACGGAGCGGACACCGACCGUUGGCGGCGGGCCGGCCAGCGUUCUCAUGUCGCCGAUCCCGGCCGUCAGGCGGGUAUUCGUCACCUACAGCCGACCGUCGCCGAGAAACCCGCAGCAGUCGCCGCUGUCGAGCGCCACCGACCGGUUCAUGUCCCCGGUGACGCCGUCCACGGCCAGGCGGCGACUGUUUGUCGGUCCGCGCGCCGCCGGCGGACAGCACCGAGUCAUCGCAGAGGGCUCGGCCGGUCGGGGGCAGGGCACCGGGAUGCCGCUCCGCACCUACUCCCUGUUCGUGGGCUCACGAGGCAGCGAGGGCCGCUACGCCGCGCCCGUCACGGACGGUGAGCGCACGGUGCGGCCGGUCGGCGCUCCAGCAGCGGGCUCUCCCGCCCCGGCCGUCGUCAAGACGACCUCUGCGCGGACGGACACGGCCGCCCCGGCCGCGGCGGACAGUCAGACGGCAGUCAAAACCGACGGUGCAGAAGACGGAGUCCAAAACCGACCGCUGAAGACGGAGGCGGGCGGUGGGUCAGGGCUCUUCUCCGAGGUCGCGGGUUCAGGGAUAUUCUCUGAUGUCGCCGAUGCCGGCCCGGCGGCCUCUGAGGCUGAGACCGCAGUCGGCGCGGCGCCGGAGCCGGCGGCGGCCCAGACGCCGCCUCAGAAGCCGCUGGUGACUGUCUCCACGGCCACCCCGACGGCCGCCCCCUCCGCCACCCCCUCGGCAGCCACCCCCGGCGGCGACGGCAGCACUCCGCCAGUCAAACCGCACAAACAAAACUCGCUCGGACUCUUCUUCAGAAAGUUUUACUACCUGGCGGCGGUGCGGAUGCGUGACCUGUGCGAGCGGCUGAAACUGCUGGAUGACGUGCGAGAGACCAUCUGGACUGUGUUCGAGUACGUGAUCGUGCAUCACGUGACGGUGAUGCAGGGCCGCCACCUGGACCAGCUCAUCAUGUCCUCCAUCUUCAUCGUCUGCAAGGCGUUCGGCAUCAAUAAGAAGUUCACGGACAUCAUGGGCAUGUACCGGUGCCAGCCGCAGGCCAAGUCACACGUCUAUCGCUCGGUGCUGCUCGGGGUGGUCCAGAGGCCCGCAGACGGCGCACAGAAGGAGCAGAAAGAGAAGGAGGAGGAUAAGGAGAAGGAGAAGGAGAAGGAGGAGGAUAAGGAGAAGAAGGAUGGGCAGAAGGAAGAGAAAGAGCAGCGAGAGGCGCCCGCCGACAGCGCACCCAUCAAAGCUCCGCCCUCCGGCGCGCCGUGCCCACCGACGCCGUCUCGGAUGGCCGGCACGGCGACCAGCUACCAGUUCGAGGACCGGCACGAGGAGCGCGGAGACAUCAUCCAGUUCUAUAACCAGGUGUUCGUCGAGAAGGUCAAGGCGUUCGUCAGCAAAUUCUCUAAGGGAGACGGUAAGCCGCCUCUGUCGCCGUUGCCGUCGCCCCGGCACAGCCCCCUGCCGCGCAGUCGGCGCGUCUCCUCGGCGCAUUCCAUCUACAUCAGUCCCCUGAAACAGUCGCCAAUGCGACUGGGCGAUCGUGCCGCCACCAUGCGCUCCUACAGCUUUAACCGGUCCCCGGCGCACGAGCUGCGCUCUAUAAACGCCAUGGUGAAGCCGUCGGCCGAGAAGCGCGCGCUGGCGGCCGGCGCCCGGCUCCGCUCGGCCCUCCAGCCCACAGAGGACGGUGAGCCGGAGCCCAAACGGUACAUGGCCCGGCUGCGCGGCGUGCUGGACCAGCGGCAGGCCAACGCCACAGAGUGAGCCGGCCGCCGCCGGGGUCAGCUGGGGGUCACAAAGGUCAGCCCGCUGGAUAUAGGUGUCAGCCCGCUGGAUAUAGGGGUCAGCCCGCUGGAUAUAGAGGUCAGCCCGCCGGUCAUAGACGGUCAGCUCGCCUAUUAGAGGAGCUAGCCCGUCGGUCGGAGGGGUUAACCCGCCGGUCACAGAUAGAUCAGCCCUGUGGGUCGAGGGGGCUACCACUGAGUCGUGCGACUCUGACGUCCGGAGAUACCUGGGUCUGGCGCCGUCCCCGGGCAAACCCUGUGAGUGUGUGAAUUUUAUAGACUUUUGCUAGACUCUGGCCGGAUCAUCAUUGUUAUAGUGAGACGAGCGGUCAGCGAUUGUAAGCCUCUCACUGCCCGCUCCUUUGUCGCCAUUGAGACCAUGAAGGCCAUGAAGGCUGCGUCUGCAAGUCUGGCUGCCGGAACGGGAGCAGGCGUCAGCCAACUGUGUGUUAAUAUGCGUUCAAUGUUCAUUUGAUGACUCGCAGAGCUCUGCGAGACGGACUAGUAGUAAACCGAUAGUCGGAGGCGUCGGUUGUCAUUUACUCCCCAUGUCGUUAUCAUCGGCUCUCAUUCACGACCUCACCGUUUUCGCCGUGGUAUGAUGUGUGUUUUUAGUGACUGGUUUCCGGUGGUUUUACUCGUUGUGUGUGUCCGCUGUUGAUCAUGCUGUGGCUGACAGGCGGCGGUGGCGGCGGAUGGGGCUCUCAUCCUUGCCCCCCUCCAGUCCCCCCGGUGCCGACACCUCCCGUCCCGCUCUCCUGUCUGAGGCUGACCGCCGGGACAGUCGGGUCGACUCGGACUCCGAGCAGCUGAGGGCCGCCCUCCGUACAUUUCCCUUGCACUGGGCCGCUCCUGGGCUGCUCCUGGUCCUUAGUUCGGUGCCGGACGGAGACUGGGAGGUGUGUGGUUGCUGGUGCCGUCCGUUUUAUCCGCCGCCGUGGACCGCGGUUUGGGCUUUGAGCCGCCGCCGCCGCUGUCACUGCUGUGAUUUGUUGGGUUCGCGUGUCUCCAGAGGCCAAAUGGGGUUGACCGCCGCCUCACACAUCAAUCAUUAACCUCUAAUCUGAGCACAUUGACUGACGAUUGGUUCGUACAAGGCGGUGUGUGGUAACGCUGGAGCUGAUUUCUUAUCGGUGGAUAUAUUACAUUCGUCUUCCAUAAAACAGCCAUUCGCAGACAUUGAAGUAAUUUGAGUGUCAUAACCAUUACUGGAUUGUAAUAUUUCCCAGUGCUCACUUAACGCAUAUGCCUGUUUGAUUUUUUUUCUGGUAUAAUAUAAAUGAUUCUCCACACUGAA